AUGCUGACGGGGGCCGGGGGCUUCGUCCUCCUGGGCUGGGGCUCGGCCUCCACCUGCGGGAGGAGCACCCAGCCCCUCCUUUCCUCAACACUGAGCACACCUGGCACCCCUAUUCGCAGCCAUCCCGGCUUUCCCCGCCCUGUGCUGGGACUGGGGUCACUGGGGGCCCUUGGAGCCCCCAUUCCUGGAUACAGGGACCCCCUUAACCCCACCCAUCCCACCUGUACCCACCCCCAGCCUGCCCUUUUCUCAGUCCCGGAACCCUCAAACCCCCUUCCCGGCUCUCCCAGCUCUCCCAGUUCCCCCUUUCCUUCACCCGUGACCCCCCAGACCCCAAAUCUCCGUGUCCCCCCAGCUCUCCUGUCCCUGCGUUACCCGCACGUGGCGGUGCCGGAGCCCGGCCCGGGGCUCCCCCAGUUCGUGUCCAUGGGGUCCCUGGAUGGGAUCCCCUCCCGGCGCCACCGCAGCGAGCGGGGCCGGGCCGAGCCGCAGGCGCCGGGGAUGGCGGCCGGAGCCGAGCCGGGAUCUUGGGAUCCCCCGGAGCCGGCACAGCGAGCGGCACCGGCUGAGGAAUCAGCAAAUUAUCUGGGGCACACCUGCCUGGAAUGUCUCCGGAAACAUGUCAGAUACGGGUGGGAGGCGCUGGAGUGUGAAGAGCCCCCUGAUGUCCAUGUGUCCGGGAAAGUGGAACAUGGGAUCCUGACGUUGUCCUGCCACGCGUACGGAUUCUACCCCAGCACCAUUGGGAUCAGCUGGAUGAAGGGGAUGAAAUCCGGGAUCGUUCCCAACAGAGACAGCACCUUCCACCCCCGGGCCGGGAUCGAGGCGCUGCCGGAGGAGCGGGAGCAGCACCGGUGCCGGGUGGAGCAUCCUGGAAUGCCGGAGAUCGGGAUCUUCUCCUGGGAGCCGGAAUUCAGCGGGAAUCUCACCCCGGUGGUCGCUGUGUUCAUCGCUGCCAUCGGCGUCAUUCUCCUCAUCGGAUUCGGCGUCUGGAAGCUCCAAUCUGGUUCCCCCCCGAAACUCCUCCUGGCAGAUCCAGCGGUGAGGGGAGUUCGGGGGGUCCCUCAGUAUUUGGGGUCCCCCGGGAUUUGGGGUGAACCCCCCGGGCCCCCCAGGAUCUCCCUGAACACGCUGACGCUGCCCGUGCGCAGCGAGAAGGUUCAUACCCGGCACGGGGUCCCCAGCUCUGUCACCGGCAUCGCCCAGGUACCCCAAAACCUCCCGGGAAUCCCCAACACUCCCCCGGGGAACCCCAACCUCUCCUGGGACCCCGAAAAUAUCCCCGGGACCCUCCAAAAACUCCCCAGGAUCGCAAAGCCCCAUACAGACCCCCCAAAACCCUCUCAGGACACCAAAAUUCCCACGGAACCUCCCAACACCCCCCGGCCCCCUUGA
Molecule: messenger RNA, 1395 nt
Organism: Corvus hawaiiensis (hawaiian crow)
Lineage: Eukaryota; Metazoa; Chordata; Aves; Passeriformes; Corvidae
Biological process (GO): immune response
Cellular component (GO): external side of plasma membrane
Source: RefSeq, a predicted model, not a curated record